Austrofundulus limnaeus is the source of this 4631-nucleotide messenger RNA. It is a transcript of the gene gnas, whose product is annotated as GNAS complex locus. Gene Ontology annotation, biological process: sensory perception of chemical stimulus; adenylate cyclase-activating dopamine receptor signaling pathway. Bases 1555 to 2694 code for a protein of 379 amino acids. The transcript has 12 exons. Gene Ontology annotation, cellular component: cytoplasm; heterotrimeric G-protein complex. Lineage: Eukaryota; Metazoa; Chordata; Actinopteri; Cyprinodontiformes; Rivulidae. The record is from RefSeq and is a predicted model, not a curated record. Gene Ontology annotation, molecular function: D1 dopamine receptor binding; mu-type opioid receptor binding; corticotropin-releasing hormone receptor 1 binding.
AUGAGCGCUGUGUGGCCCCACCCCGUGUCUCUUCAGCGCUGUCUAUCUCCUCAAUGUAGCCUGCUAUUCUCGGAAGGAGAGAACGCGACCGAGGAAGAAAAAGAAGAGAAAUAAAACCCUCGAAGAAUCGUUUUAUUUUGUAUUUUUUAAAUCUUUUGGCUGUCGUUCACCUUCGUCGAGCGGCGGCCCGGAGAGGAGCGGCCUUCACGGUGGGAAUGUGCUGCUACAACAACCCCGCGUCCUAUUUUUUCUGAAUGUAAAAUGCACAUGUAGUUGUCAAGCCUGUGGCGUGUUUACCCACCUUGAAUUCAAAGGGGGGAUAUGUGAAAAUGUAUGUUUGUGUGUAUAGGUGUGUAAACAUUUAUAAGCCGUGUGUUUAGGCUAUGAAAACCUGAGCCCUGUGACAGCGGGGGUUGAUUUUUCACCUGCAAGAGAAACGUGGAUACAUUUCGAGGGAUUCUGACAUCUUGGUCACGUUUUCUUUUUCUUUUCUUUAGGCUUUUUUUUAAUUGAUUGUCCUCUCGUGGAGGGAUUCGCCGGAGCCGAUUUCGGAAUACAUAUUUAAAAAAGCAAAGGUUGUCGGUGCGCAGUUUUUUUUUGGCUUUGUGGUGAUGUGAGGGGCUGAUAACAUUUCUGCAACAAAAGCGAGGGGCAGAGAGGCAGAAGGAGGCCCUUUUUGGAGGAAAAAAUCAGCAAGGAGCAGCCAUCACAAACUAGAGAGCAAAAUAGGGAGAUAUUUGGGUCGUUUUGGGGUUUGAGAAGGAGCACCCAGCAGUGAGUUCUGGAGCUGUCUUCGAUGUAGCGAACCGGAUGACGACGGAAGGAAGAAGAAUACCACACAUGUAGCUCGUUCGGGUGUAAAUAUUUCUCUUCCUGCUGCUGGGUUCCCGACAUAGACAACCGUCGGGGUGGAAGAAGUAGAAAUAGCUAAAGAGUAUACAUAUACACUUGUGGACAUGUUUAAGAAAGGCGACGUGGAGACGAGCCGCGCCACAGCCCGGGCGAGCCUUACGGACAGGCCGAGUUCAGCUCCUUGUCACGGGCAGCAGUGAGACGCGAGUCCCCGGCUUUUUUCUCUCUUUUUUUGGAGAUGCGAGUUAGACUGCUUCUGCUGCCUCCGUUUGAGGUGAAAUCUCGCUUUUGGAUUACAAAUCUCAACCCACUUGACGGGGAAAGGGUUUGAAUACAGCUAAGCAAACACUAAACUGCAUUAAAAAAAGCCCCGAGUACGAAUCUGCAAACUGAAAAGGCGGCCUCCGUCCGUGUAUCCUGCCCUGUUUUUUUUUUUUUGACAGCAAAAUACGGACAUAAUUUUUUACACAGAGCUGAACCACAGACAUUUUUGUUCGUUUUGAACCAGCCCAGGAACAUUGAAAACUGUACAUGUGUGUAACCCUGCUCUCUCACCUGAGGGUGAAACGAGGGGAAUAGUUAGUUUCAUUUAUUUAUUUUUGUUCCUCCAAAUCCAUCCCCUCCUCCCUCUCUCCUGCACUACUCCUCCUCCUCCUCCCAAGGAUCCCCAUUUUUUUUCUUUUUUGUUUCAUUUUUGGAAAGAUGGGUUGUUUGGGCAAUAGCAAGACUGAAGACCAGAGAAAUGAGGAGAAGGCACAAAGAGAAGCAAACAAAAAGAUAGAGAAGCAGCUCCAAAAAGACAAACAGAUCUACAGAGCAACACACAGACUACUACUACUAGGAGCUGGAGAGUCGGGAAAGAGCACCAUAGUAAAACAGAUGAGGAUCCUACAUGUCAAUGGCUUCAAUGCAGAAGAAAAGAAACAGAAAAUUCAGGACAUCAAGAACAAUAUAAAAGAGGCUAUUGAGACCAUAGUAACAGCCAUGAGCACCCUAACACCACCUGUGCAGCUGGCAUGUCCAGAGAACCAGCACCGGAUCAAAUAUGUCCUCAACCUCGUCAACCAGAAGGACUUUGAUUUUCCAUCUGAGUUUUACGAUAAUGCAAAGACAUUGUGGCAGGAUGAAGGAGUCCGGGCAUGCUACGAAAGAUCCAAUGAGUAUCAACUAAUCGACUGUGCCCAAUACUUUCUAGAUAAGAUCGACAUUGUGCAACAGAAUGACUACACUCCAUCUGAUCAGGAUUUGCUUCGCUGCAGAGUACUGACUUCAGGGAUCUUUGAGACAAGAUUUCAAGUGGACAAAGUUAAUUUCCAUAUGUUUGAUGUUGGUGGUCAGAGAGACGAACGCAGGAAAUGGAUUCAGUGCUUUAACGAUGUAACGGCCAUCAUCUUCGUGGUGGCCAGUAGCAGUUACAACAUGGUGAUCCGGGAGGACAAUCAGACCAACCGUUUACAGGAGGCUCUCAACCUCUUCAAGAACAUCUGGAACAACAGGUGGCUGCGGACCAUUUCUGUCAUCUUGUUCCUAAAUAAACAGGACCUGCUUGCAGAAAAAGUGAUAGCAGGGAAAUCCAAAAUUGAGGAAUACUUCCCUGAAUUUGCUCGUUACACGACACCAGAUGAUGCGUUUGCAGAACAAGGAGAAAAUACACAAGUUACAAGAGCAAAGUACUUCAUAAGAGAUGAAUUCUUGAGGAUCAGCACAGCCAGUGGGGAUGGGAGGCACUACUGUUACCCCCACUUCACCUGCGCCGUCGACACGGAAAACAUCCGCCGUGUCUUCAAUGACUGUCGAGACAUCAUCCAGCGGAUGCACCUGCGUCAGUACGAGUUGUUGUGAUGGGAACGAAACAUUGUUUGCCAAAAAAAAAACAUUUAAACAAAUACGAUCAGACUACAGAGAGAGGAAAAAAAAAACACUGAAUGCUGAGUCUUCGAACUCCCCUUUUUCACAGAUGUGUGUGAGCGCCGGAGACAGAAAUACGGCCAAAGUACAAACACACACACACACUUGCCGUAAACACACCCUGAGCCCAGAACUACCCCUGAUGCAAACUCCCUACCUGAUGUAGAAAGAGCUGUUUAGAUGAUGGGGUUUCAGGAACUACUACAAAAAAAUAAAGAAAGAAAUAAAAGAAAUCGGACUUAAAUUUCCUCCUCCAGCCAUAGUUCAACCUCUUCACUUUUUGACAUCAUAUAUUGUGCUUCACACGUCCUCUUUCCCUGGCAGAGCGGCCCGGUCUGUGCUGAGUUUCCUACAGCUGAGAUUGUGUUGCUAAAACUGUAGUGCAACUGGACGGGAUUUAAAGAUAACUGCUGAAUUACUGCAAACCGUGCGUCAGAGCUGAACACUGCGUCAAACUAAAAACCAUACACAAGCACUGUGCUCAGGACUUGAACCGUGCACACCAGUCCUUCCUAUCACUUACAGAUAUCUUUGAAUUCAACGUAUCACACCUGCUUUUUAUGGAGUCGGCAGAACCGGGUGGGGUCCGGGGAGCUACUGACCUGUGUUGUCGACGUUGCCGGACCGAUUCAUCGGGACUUUGGAGAAUAAAGGAAUCGAGUGAGCGCCGGAGUCCCGAGGAGCACCAGCGUCACCACGAACUGAACCGGACCACGGGUGUGUGACCAGGGCUCGGAGGACAGGACAGGAUCGACGGCGAUGACUCUUCCCCAGAACUGUUUUUUGCCUCCUGACUCUCUGCCUUGUUAACUGUGGAGCAAAAUGUGCGGAGGAUAUAUUGAAUUUAAGACAAAAACAAACAAAAGAAAUUUAAAAAAAGCCAACUUUUAUGGAAUUGAAAUGGAGUGCAGAAAGCAUUCUUCUACAGUACAGUACCAUAUAAGUUAAUGAGAACUCAUGUUUUACUGUCUUCACAGCUGUUUUUGUCUGUGUAGACUUUUGUGCCAUUGUGCCCUGUGCGCUCUUUCUUUACUCUGUCAAUCGCCCUCCUGUUUUAUUUUUUUAAACCUGACAUUUUGUUUUGCUUCAUCCCCACCUCCUGUUCUCUUCUUCCUUCACCACUUAACAUUUGCACUUUCCUGGAAGUGUUUAUUUGUUUCAAGAGAAAAUUAAAUCUAAUAAUCCUGAACAAUUGAGGGGGUAAAAAAAAUAAAAUGACCUCUACCAGAACUCUUUUUUUUUUUUUUUUUUUUUUUGCAUUCAUGAGGUUAAACAACCUGCCCACAGCUCCCUGUCAUUCCUCUCCCAUCAUUCCUCCCCUCCUUGGCCUCUUGCUCCUCUGUAUGUCUGUCUUUAUUUUACUGCUGAACUAUUAUUCUUGUACAGACUGUAAAAUGUAUUAUUUUGUACAACUUUAUUGAAAAAAAACUGAACUUUUAGAAGAUCCCUGUGCCUUGAUCACGACUGUACGUGUGUAAUGAGCUAAAGUGGGUGUCAUACUGCGCUGUAAAGCUUGGCCAAACCCCGCCCCCCUCCUAACUCCAUGCCAUCCUCGCUUCUUCUCUUUCUUUAACCCUCCUGUUUCUCUAUAUCGCUAUUUUUAUUUUUCUUGUUUGUUGCUCUUCCUCCUCAGAAAUGGAGGACAACCAUGUGUAGCUUUUGUAUUUUUUUUCCGUUUUCUUUCCCCUUCCUUCACAUUCUCCCUUUAUGAUUUAAAUAUCUAUUUUUGGAUCCAUAUACCCCAAAAGAUAAAUAUAUGAAAUGUAUAUGGGUUUUAAAAAAAAAAGUAUUUUAUUAGAAUCAAAUGAACCAUGACAAAUUGUACACUUGAUAGUGUGCGUAUUGCUAUAACUUAAAUCCUUUCAACUGAA